Drosophila elegans is the source of this 2055-nucleotide messenger RNA. Its product is annotated as NADP-dependent malic enzyme. Bases 146 to 2014 code for a protein of 622 amino acids. The record is from RefSeq and is a predicted model, not a curated record. Gene Ontology annotation, cellular component: mitochondrion. Gene Ontology annotation, biological process: malate metabolic process; pyruvate metabolic process. Gene Ontology annotation, molecular function: malate dehydrogenase (decarboxylating) (NAD+) activity; malate dehydrogenase (decarboxylating) (NADP+) activity; NAD binding. The transcript has a single exon. Lineage: Eukaryota; Metazoa; Arthropoda; Insecta; Diptera; Drosophilidae.
CGAGAUGAACAAGCAGGCGGUCUUAUCCGCGUCAUUAUUGGUUCAGGUCUUGUUAGAACUUUAAUAUUCCACACGCAGUCAGCUGCCCGCCUAUACCCUUUAUACCUUACAUAUCCUUGCAACACUCAUCCUGCCCAAGGACACCAUGAAGCGGACGCCAAGGCGACAUGCCGAGCGUCAGGUGACGGCCGAGCAGAAGCAGAAGGAGGAGAACGAGCUGAAGUGCGUGAGCGACUUCGAGCGGGUCCGGCGGAUCGACACGAUGCCGCGCAGGAUGGACACCUUCUGGCGGACGGACACCAGGCUGAGCGGCUCGAAGGUCAAUGGACUGUGGAUGCUCAACCACGGCAACUACAACAAGGGGCUCGCCUUCACGCUGAACGAACGGCGGGUGCUGUCCAUCCACGGACUGCUGCCGGUGGUGGUGCGCACCGUUGCCGACCAGAUUGCCGCCUGCUCAAAGAUCAUCCAGUCGUUCAACAGCCCCUUGCAGCGGUACAUGUACAUGGCCUUCAUGGCGCGCAAGAACAGGCGCCUUUUUUACGCCCUACUGCUGAGCAAUCCCGAACGCUAUGUGCCCUACACGGAUGUCACGGCCUCGGCCGACUUGAUCAAGAUCCACGCGAUGAUGAGCCACGGCGGCCAGGGCAUAUUCAUAACCAUCAAGGACCUGGGCCACAUUCCCCAGAUUCUGGCCAAUUGGCCAUACCGGUGUGUGCGCUGUUUGCUGGUCAGCAACGGCGCGUCGGUGCUGAGUCUCGGCGACAUGGGCGUGGACGAGAUGCCCAUGCUGUUCUCCAACAUCCACCACAACGUCGUCUUCGGCGGCAUUCAUCCGAACUUCUGUCUGGCCGUGAUGCUGGACGUGGGCACCAACAACGAACAGCGGCUGGAGGAUCACGCCUACACGGGCCUGCGGGAGCCUCGCGUCUCGGACGCACUGUACGACAAGUUCUUCGAGGAGUUCACUCUGGCGGUGAUCCAGCAGUAUGGUGCCCAUGCCCUCAUCCUGUGCAAGGACUUUGAGGCCCAGAAGGCCAAGAGGCAGCUGGAGCUGUACCGCGAUCGCCAGUGCAUCGUGGACGUGGACUUCCAGUGCCUGGCCGCCGUGGCCCUGUCCGGCGUCAUAGUCUGCGACAGGCUGAAGAGGGCCUUCUUCGCGGCCAAUGUGUUCCUGUUCUACGGCGGAGAUGCCAUCAACAUUGGCCUGGCCCGGCUCUGCAUGGCCAUGCUGCGCAGGGAGGGCAUCAACGAGAUGAGGGCGCGGCAGCGCAUUUGGUUCUGCGAUGCGGACGGCUUGAUAGUGAUGGCCAGGCAGGACAUUGCCGAGGAGCUGCUGGAGUUUGCCCAGACGCGAGAGCCGAUCCCCAGUCUGGUGGAGGCUAUCAAGGAGCUGAAGCCCAAUGUCCUGGUGGGUGGCUCCUCGCAGCCGAACAGCUUUACGCCCGACGUCCUGCGGGCCAUGGAGCAGAGCUCCAGUCAGCCGGUCAUAUUUGCCCUGUCCCGACCCAAGGAGCUGGCCGAGUGCACGGCUGAGGCAGCCUUCGCCUACACAAAGGGACGUUGCAUCUUCAUCUCCGGUUCGAAGCUGCCGCCGCUGAAGUAUGCCAACAAAUGGUAUCAGCCGGGCCAUUGCACCAGUACCUACCUGGUGGCCGGCAUUAGUUGCGGCGUGAUGCUGGCCGGAUUCACCACCAUUCCGGACGAGGCCUUCUGCGUGGCCGCCGAGCGAUUGGCCAGUCUGGUGUGGCCCUGCGACCUGGAGCAGCGCAACGUCUAUCCGCCGAUGCGGAAGAUGCAGUGCAUCAGCCUGCAAAUGGCCGAGGCCAUCUUCACGUACGCCUUUCGGCGCGGACUGGCCACGCUGUGGCCCCAGCCCGAGAAUCCCAUGGAGUACAUCAAGGCCUCGCUGUACGACCCGCAGUACCGCAUGAACAUCGUGGACGUUUACUGCAUGCAAAACCGUAGUAUCGCCACCACGGAAUCCCACAAAUACUACAAGCUCAACAUCUAGGACCCAUGUCCUUACUUACUUAUUAAAUGGAGUGAACCCAA